GAGAGUUCGGAUGACCUUGAAAAACCCCAAGUAAAAAUAUCUGCUCUUGAAAAUGAUGAGAAAUUAGAUCUUGAAACAUCUUUGACUAUAGCGGCAGAGGUUGGCAAUGCAUUACUGAAAGAAAAUGAAGAAAAAAAGAAAGAGCUACACGAUUUGAAAAUGCUAAUGAAUAACUUGCACACCGAGUGUGAAGAUAAAAUCAAAAAAAUUGAAGAGAUGAAUAAACUAAUUUUAGAAGAUAAAGACUCUGAAUUGAGAGAAAAAAUAUUGGAAAUAAAAUUCAAGGAUAAUAAAUUGAAGAAAGAAGUAGAAAUAAGAAAUAACUUAUGUUUAGAAUAUGAAGAAAGCAACAGAAACACAGUUAAUAAAAUGUUAAAACUAGAAGCCGCACUAAAACUUGAAAAAUCUCUACAUGCAAAACAGAUCUCAACAAACAAGUGCUUAUUAAAAGAUUUAAAAACAAAGGAUAUAACACUGGAGAAACUUAAAAUGGAAUCUAAUAAUCUCACUGUCACAGAAAGUAGUCAAAGUACAGGCAGUAAGUUAUGUUGCCACAGGAGUAAUCAGAGUGAGAUGAAACAAGCAAUUGAAAUAAUGGAACAAAUAAACCAAGAUCUGGAGGAUAAAAUCAAGAAUGAAAAGGGUAAAAAUGAAGUCUUACUUGGAAAAAUAAUAUCACUGGAGAAGCAGUUAAGUGAAAAAUCAGCGGAAAUGCUUCAUCUGCAGAGUACAAUUGCCAAAUUUUCAUUGCCUAAAAAUAACACCUUUCCAAAAGUUCUAGUUAACAAUAGCUCUCAGACUAAUCAGGAAAAAAAGGAAAAAAAGAUCACUAAAAUUAAUUUGGAUAUGUAUGAUAGAAUAAAAUGUCUACAGGAUGCCUUAUUAGAAAAAAAUCAGUUAAUAUCAAAUAUAGAAAAUAGCAAGAAUAGCAUAAAUGAAUCUGAAAGCAACAUAAAUUCAGUGAUUGGGAAAAAUAUACAAGCAGGGGAGGUUGCAACCUUGACAAUUUUGAGCGACAGUCAUGGCAGACAUUUGAACUAUCAUUUAAAAAAAAUAAACUCAACUGUUAGUGUGAAAAGUUGUGUAAUACCGGGAGCCAACCUGGAUAGAGUGAUGAGUGGUGCUAGUGACUUAGUAAAAAACAGAAACAACUUUGUAACACUAAUUGCAGGGGCCAAUGACAUUUAUAAUGGACAAAUUAAUACAUUUUUGAAAAACCUAAGACCUGCAGUAAUGGCUCUCAAGCCUUGUAAAAUCCUAAUUGGAACGAUACCAUUCAGACGUGACUUGGCUCUUCAACACCAAAUCAACGAAGAUAUAAUGAGAGCUAAUCUAUAUAUCCAUGAGCUAUCCCAUUCAAUUCCUGGCGUCUAUUUUCUAGAUUUGACAGGAUUAUCAAACUGUGGUUAUGAUGCAUCAGGAAUACAUCUCCUUAAGUUAUAAAAUAAACAAAUUGAUCUCAAGGACUAACACAAGCUCAACUGCGAUAAACUCAACUGCAAUAUACUCAAUUCCGGAAACAAAGCACAUCACAAU
Molecule: messenger RNA, 1536 nt
Organism: Homalodisca vitripennis (glassy-winged sharpshooter)
Lineage: Eukaryota; Metazoa; Arthropoda; Insecta; Hemiptera; Cicadellidae
Product: repetitive organellar protein-like
Source: RefSeq, a predicted model, not a curated record